CUUCAUGAUUACAUAAGCACUUACAUAAUGAGGCGCCCGUACUCCGACCCCCACAACAGGCGACAGGUGCGCCAUGAAAACUAAACUCAGCUCAGAUCUGCGUCGGCGCAGCGGCCUCUGCCUUGGAUCCUGUCUCCACUCAGCCCAGGAAGAAGAAGAUAUUCAACAGUUCCCGCCGGAUUCUCUUCUACCGCUACGAGAAGAACCGGGUUUCAGUCAUGGUGGUCCGCAUCGGCAUUCGCCAGCAGCUCGCGGGCCUCGUGUGCAUCUGUGUUCUGCUCUCGCUCGGUGUUCUCGCGAUAGUUCUGGCUGUCGUCACUCAGAACUACGUCCUCGGACUGCGCGGUGAGCGUCUCGAGCUCGUCGCCCAGGUCAAGGCAUCCCAGGUCUCCCAAGUAGUCGACGUCUACUACACAGAGACCUACGCGAUCUCCACCCGAUCCACCAUCCAGGAAGCCUUCCGCAACUACCGUGCCGGAAACACCUCGUUGUCCGUCUGGGCCGCCGCGAACGAGUCCCUCGCCCUCUCGCUCGACGUUGAUGACGCCGUGCUUGCGACUUCGGUCUACUCACUAGACCUCGACCCGCUCUUCAACAUGACCAACAAUUUCACCCGCCGCGAGGUUCUCCAGCUCCUCCCCGACGCACUCUACCCGCUCGCUGACGGAGAUGCUCCGAGUGCGCUCGAAGACCUCGGCGGUGUCAUUCGUGGUCCGUACGGUGCGGGGGCCCAGAUCGUGCUUUCGCUCACCAUCCCGAUCUACAACGUCUCCAUCCGCUCGACCGUGUCCGACCGCACAAUCGGCUACCUCACAACCAUCAUCUCCGCAAACAUGCUCACCUCGAUCAUCAAAGACAACCAGACAAUGAGCAACUACUACUACCAAUACUCCCUGAUCGGGCUCUAUCCCGACACGGACUCCAUAGAAAACUACGAAACUACCCAGUUUGUCUACAUCCUUCCUCCGACUCAUGAUUGGACGCUCUUCGGCAAGCACUUCCCAUACCACGACUAUCCAGCAGCAUCACUCGCUCUCGUGAACGAAACCACGGGCUCGAUCAUCAAAGCAAACAAUCCUCUUCGAUCAAAUAUAUCAGUAGGCUAUGCAUACGCAGACGUCUCUUUCGACACCUGGGGCCUCACAGUCGAAAUGUACCGCGACGACGUCUACAGACCGAUCCACCACCUCCGCAACAUCUCUCUCGCGACCGUCUUCUCCCUCGCCGCUUUCAUGUGCAUAAUCACCCUCCCCAUCGCCCACUUCGCUGUCCGCCCAAUCGUCAAACUGCGCGCCGCAACAGAGCAUACUACGGCUCCGCCUUCAUACCACAAAGAUAGCCACGACUCCAUCGCGUACGACGAACCUCCGCCGGAUACUGACUUUGAUCCAGAUAUCACACCCGUCGGCGGCGGCGGCGGCGGCGAGGAUGAUGACGGUGCUGACGGCGGCGGUGAAAAGAAAUUGUUCACGUCUGGAAUUCGUCGCAGCCAUGGCGACUGGACCGGUGAUGGCAUGCGCAAGCGCAAGCGUCAAUGUUCACCGGUCAAGGGAUUCCGACUACCGCAGACUGUGCCGCAGAAAGCCCGUCCGCUGUUCAAAGACGAACUCACAGAACUCACAACUACGUUCAACGAGAUGACACAGGAGCUGCGCAAACAGUACGAACAUCUUGAAGAGCGCGUUCGUGAACGUACUCAAGAGCUCGAGGCGGCAAUGAUGCAAGCCGAAGCAGCAAAUGAAGCAAAAUCGGUGUUUAUCGCAAACAUAACUCACGAGCUCCGCACGCCUCUCAAUGGAAUUCUCGGUAUGACAUCUGUCCUGUUGAGCGAGGAGGACCCGCACAAAAUCAAGCGGAGUCUGAAUAUCAUCUACAAGUCUGGAGAACUACUAUUACAUCUCUUGACCGAUCUCUUGAUUUUCUCGCGAAACCAACUCGGCAAGAUGACGCUCGAAGAAAAAGAAUUCAAGGUCGCGGAAAUGGCGUCUCAGAUCCGGGCUAUUUUCGCAAAGCAGGCUUCCUCCGUCAAGGUCGAUCUCUCUGUCGACCUCGUGCCGGAGCGCAUAGGCUCCAUGGUGCUGUGGGGUGAUCCCAACCGCAUCUUACAAAUCAUCAUCAACCUGGUCUCGAACGGACUCAAGUUCACGCCGAAAAACGGCGCGAUCCAUGUCCGUAUGGUGUGUCUGGGCGUGGUCGAUGAGCCGAGACGGUCACAGUCAGAAAUACCAGCGCUGAAUAACGACAGCGCCAGGAGACUUGAUAGUAUACGGCGAAAGAGCGGAGGUCGGAGUCCAAACAAGUCUAUCUCGAUUAUAGAUGAAAAGCAAGGCCGCGUGUACGCUCCCUCGCCUGUGCAUGCACCGACGAGGACAUCGGCUGUUUCUUCGGUUGAUCCAGAAAAACAGUCUAGGGAUCCACAAUUCAGAGGCUUCUCUUCCGGGUCCGUCGGAGUCGAUGAAAAGCCAUCGUUCUGGCCCGAAGCUGCAAGCGGGACUAGUAGUCCCGACCCAGAGAACCCGCUACGCAAUUCGACACGAUCUUUGGGCGGUCGUGUGCGAUCUGCCGGGGUUUCUCCUGCGCGGAACAGCUCUAUCUCUCUUGGACUAGCUGGUCGAUCGAAAGAGGCUCCCCCAGCAUUGUACACCUACAACCUCAACAACGCCGGUACAUCGAGCAGUCUCGCGUCCUCCUUCCGCCGUAAAGGACACUCGCUCUCGCUCUCGCAGCCGUUCGGCAAGCGAAACCACGCAAAGUCAGAGUCGCCUGUGUCGCCGCACUCUGCCGACAACAGCUACAUCGGUGCCACUCGCGCCAGCAGUUUUGCGGGCAUUGUGCCGCCUCGCACGGCGACUUCUUCGCGCGCAACGUCGCCACAUUCACCGGCGCAGGGGGUUCUGGACGGUGAUUUGAACGGCAAGUAUCUCGAGUUCUUAGUGCAGGUCGAGGACAAUGGGCCCGGUAUCCCUGAUCACAUCCAGCGCUCGAUUUUCGAGCCGUUCGUGCAAGGAGACCAGGCUCUGUCAAAGAAAUAUGGCGGUGCGGGUCUCGGUCUGUCGAUUUGCAAACAGCUCGCUGAGCUGAUGUAUGGCUCGAUCGAGGUCCAGAGUGUUGUCGGAUCCGGGUCGACGUUCACGUUCAGGGUUCGGCUUCGGUACGUUAGGGAUUACGAGUCGUCGAUCAAAGAUGGCGUUGUCGGCGAAGGCUCUUGCUCUUCGAACGAGCCCUCUACGGAUUCGUCGGGGGAGAAGAAUGUGUCUACCGACCAUACCUCGCCUGCUGACACGCCGAACGAAGGCGGGCGAUCAGGCCAGAUGGGCGGGUCACUCGCCGGUCUUGGAGCGUCAUCGUACUUUCUGAGCAAGCACGCGCCAAUCAUAGGCGUGGACGAUACUUUAGACUCAGACAGCGUGCUGUCUGUUGCGACGUCGCUUAAAUCUCUCACGGAGUCACUCAAAUCUCUUGUUCUCAGUCAGCAGCAGCUCACGCUCGAGAACGGCCAGAACCCGUCGCGGCAGUAUGUCGGUGAUCCUUCGUCGUCUGAGUCAUCCUACGGGAUCAAGAAAAAGACGAGGAUUUUGGUGGCUGAGGAUAAUCGGGUUAAUCAGCAGGUGAUUAUCCGAAUGCUGAACUUGGAAAAGAUUACUAGUGUUGCGAUUGCCAAGGAUGGAUAUGAGGCGAUCAAUCUCGUCAAGCGAAGUUUGAAGGCCGGGACGCAUUUCGAUGUUGUGCUUAUGGAUAUCCAGAUGCCAAACCUAGACGGUCUGCAAGCAACUCGAGCGAUUCGCCACGACCUAGGCUACGAAUACCCGAUCGUCGCGCUGACCGCGUUCGCCGACGACUCCAACGUCAAAGAGUGCAUGGACGCCGGCAUGAACAAUUUCAUCACCAAACCAAUCAAGCGCGACGAACUGCGGUCGAUGCUGGAUGAGUAUUGCGCCAAUCGGCAGAUUGACGAUGAUGCGUCGUGAUUUGUAGAUUAUUCUUUUCCUUUUCUUUUCAUUAGAUUUGAUCUAUGUUUGUUCUGUGUAUAGUAUUUAACAGUAUGAGUGUUUCUUUUUGCCGUCUUGUGUGUUUGUUAUACCUUUGUUUUCAUUUCGGUUUAAACUUACCUCGGGUUCUCAUUUCGUUUGUUAUUUCUGUUCUAUUCGGGGCGCCAACUUGAUAUCUUAUUUUCUUCAUUUCAUUUCACCAGCCUUUCGACCUAUCUUCUCUUCUUUCUGUUCUUUCAACACCUCUCCCAUUGCUAUUACCAAUGGUUCGCAUACUAUGUCUUAUAAUGU
This is a messenger RNA of Myxozyma melibiosi, 4280 nucleotides long. RefSeq lists its product as uncharacterized. The transcript has 3 exons. Gene Ontology annotation, biological process: phosphorelay signal transduction system; protein autophosphorylation. Gene Ontology annotation, molecular function: phosphorelay sensor kinase activity; histidine phosphotransfer kinase activity. The record is from RefSeq and is a predicted model, not a curated record. Bases 219 to 3968 code for a protein of 1249 amino acids. NCBI's taxonomy places the organism in Eukaryota, Fungi, Ascomycota, Lipomycetes, Lipomycetales, Lipomycetaceae. Gene Ontology annotation, cellular component: plasma membrane.